ACGAGGCGCGGGGGACACCCGGCUCGCUGUCGGAGGGCUCCCGGGCCCCGCGUUCCGCGCGCCCAUGGAUUGGUGGGGACGGGUGGACCCCGGGCAGUCUGCUGUCACCUGCCGAGCUGCGGGAGCAAGCUAUCUAGGGGAAGGUUGAAGUGUCCGCUGCCCGCGCGUUUCUUCGCCGCGGCUUCUGUGUGAGAAAACUGCUGUGGGUGUUCUUGGGCCCUUGCAUCACCGACGCAAAAGGCCAGUGCUGGUUCUUCAGAACGAAGCCCUUUAUCCGCAGCGGCGCCCCUACACCAGCGACGAUGAAGCCUGGAAGUCCUUCCUGGAGAACCCUCUCACUGCAGCCACCAAAGCGAUGAUGAGCAUCAACGGCGAUGAAGACAGCGCAGCCGCGCUGGGCCUGCUCUAUGACUACUACAAGGUUCCCAGAGAGCGCCGGUCAUCAGCCACAAAGCCAGAGGGGGAGCACUCAGAACCAGAGCAUAGCAAAAGGGCCAGCGUACCAAAUGUGACAGAGCAGCCCCUCAUUUCUGCUGGAGAAAACAGAGUACAAGUGUUGAAAAAUGUGCCCUUCAACAUUGUCCUCCCCCAUGGCAACCAACUGGGCAUUGAUAAGAGAGGCCACCUGACGGCUCCCGAUACAACGGUCACUGUCUCCAUAGCAACCAUGCCUACCCACUCCAUCAAGACAGAAAUCCAGCCCCAUGGCUUUGCUGUGGGAAUUCCCCCGACAGUGUACCAUUCUGAGCCCUCUGAACGUGUGGUGGUAUUCGACCGGAGCCUCAGCACUGACCAGUUCAGCUCUGGCGCUCAGCCUCCCAAUGCUCAGCGGAGGACCCCAGACUCCACCUUCUCCGAGACCUUCAAGGAGGGCGUUCAGGAGGUUUUCUUCCCCUCGGACCUCAGUCUUCGGAUGCCGGGCAUGAAUUCAGAGGACUAUGUGUUUGACAGUGUUUCUGGGAAUAACUUUGAGUAUACCCUAGAAGCCUCAAAGUCACUUCGGCAGAAGCAAGGGGACAGCACUAUGACGUACCUGAACAAAGGCCAGUUCUACCCUGUCACCUUAAAGGAAGUGAGCAGCAAUGACGGGAUCCACCACCCUAUCAGCAAAGUUCGAAGUGUGAUCAUGGUGGUUUUUGCUGAAGACAAAAGUAGGGAAGACCAGCUAAGACACUGGAAGUACUGGCACUCCCGACAGCACACGGCUAAGCAGAGGUGUAUUGACAUUGCCGACUACAAAGAAAGCUUCAAUACCAUCAGCAACAUCGAAGAGAUCGCAUACAACGCCAUCUCCUUCACCUGGGACAUGAACGACGAAGCAAAGGUCUUCAUCUCGGUGAACUGCUUAAGCACAGAUUUCUCUUCUCAGAAGGGCGUGAAAGGCUUGCCACUCAACAUCCAAAUUGAUACCUACAGCUACAACAACCGCAGCAACAAGCCGGUGCACCGGGCCUACUGCCAGAUCAAGGUCUUCUGCGACAAGGGAGCUGAGCGGAAAAUCAGGGACGAAGAACGAAAACAAAGCAAGAGAAAAGUGUCUGAUGUUAAAGUGCAACUGCUCCCCUCACACAAACGGACGGACAUCACAGUGUUCAAGCCCUUCCUGGAUCUCGACACUCAGCCUGUCCUUUUCAUUCCUGACGUGCAUUUUACCAACCUGCAACGGGGCAGUCAUGUGCUUUCCCUCCCCUCCGAAGAACUGGAAGGCGAAGGGUCUGUCUUGAAAAGGGGGCCGUUCGGAACCGAAGAUGACUUUGUAGUUCCUCCACCUGCUAAGCUGACCCGGACAGAAGAGCCCAAGAGAGUGCUGCUCUACAUCCGGAAGGAGUCAGAAGAAGUCUUCGAUGCCCUGAUGCUCAAGACGCCAUCUUUGAAGGGCCUGAUGGAGGCAAUCUCAGACAAGUAUGAUGUCCCCCAUGACAAGAUUGGGAAAAUAUUUAAGAAGUGCAAAAAAGGGAUCCUGGUGAACAUGGAUGACAACAUUGUAAAACACUACUCCAAUGAAGACACCUUCCAGCUGCAGAUCGAAGAAGCCGGAGGGUCGUACAAGCUCACCCUGACAGAGAUCUAAGGUGGUGGGGCACUGCAGCCCCAGGUGUGGGAGUUCAGUGAAAGUGUUCUGUAGAUCUUAUACUUUGGCCAGCUGAG
Acomys russatus (golden spiny mouse) is the source of this 2148-nucleotide messenger RNA. It is a transcript of the gene Grhl1, whose product is annotated as grainyhead like transcription factor 1. The record is from RefSeq and is a predicted model, not a curated record. The transcript has 16 exons. Bases 356 to 2071 code for a protein of 571 amino acids. Gene Ontology annotation, cellular component: nucleus. Lineage: Eukaryota; Metazoa; Chordata; Mammalia; Rodentia; Muridae. Gene Ontology annotation, biological process: regulation of transcription by RNA polymerase II. Gene Ontology annotation, molecular function: DNA-binding transcription activator activity, RNA polymerase II-specific; RNA polymerase II cis-regulatory region sequence-specific DNA binding.